AGAUUAUUAUUAGAACAAGGGUGACCCAGUCUGGUCCAGCUUCUGUCUCUCAGACCUGAGCUCGACGAAUUAGUCUUAGUCAGACUAAGCCGCUUGGUCCUGGGCUGUGUUCCCGCUUGCUUUGCUUGCUUGCUGGGCUUGCUGGGGGCAUAAACGUCUGCUGCCUGCCCUGCCUGGGCCACUGCCGGGAGCUUCGCGGCAUCUUGCACUUCUCUCACGGCAACCUUAAUUCAUCCCGAACCAUUGUGGUGGAAACGAUCCCGUCUCCCAUAACGACUUUCCCCUCCCGUCUAUCUGCUUCGCAAGCUUUAGUUUACCUGCCAAUUGAGACCAUCCGCUUAGCACUACUAGACAAGACGGCUGUCCGUCCAGCUGCCGUCUUGAUCUGCAAAUCAUGACCACAUCGCCGGGCUUUGAAAACGCCGCCUCCCCAAAUGCUGCUGCUUCUUCUUCGUCCAUGUCUAUGUCGCCUACCGUGUCCGGCACCCCAGUCAAUAGUACCGUGCCACCGCCGCCGCCUGUGAAGCGCCGUGCGCCAAUUGCCUGCCGAAGAUGCCGCCGCCUGCGUAGCAAGUGUUUGCACGAGAAGCAACCGCCUUGUAAAGCCUGCAAAGAAGCUGGCGUACCAGAAGAAUGUUCGUUCCCGAGCCGAGGAGACUUGGAUCAGGAUCGCGCAUUUCGUCACCCUCGGCAGCGCGCCGACAGGAAACACAAGCUCGACCUCAUCAAGGUCAAGAGAGAGCCCACUACGACGCCGAGCUUAGGUCUUGAUGCAUUAUCUAACUUUCGACCGCCCAAGCUGGCGAAUGAAUGGGAUCUUUUACCGGAGAUGGAAGUUAUAGUCGACGGUAUCCAUACAUUCAUUCGUCAUUUCUACCAGAUUGGUUUUAUCCCAAAGAAAAUGUUCAUUGCUGGCCUAAGAGAAAACACCGAGUCUGUGAGCGUUUUCCUACUGCUUAGCAUUCUCUGUAUCAGUGCUAGGUUCAACAAAAAUUUAAUCGAAACGUAUGGCGAUGGGCUCAAAGCUGCCGACGAAUUCAUGCAAAAGGCCCAGCGACUUGCCAUCAAUGAAAUCUAUCUAGAGCCUACGUUGGAAAGGUGCCAAGCGUUCUAUCUACUUAGCAUUGCUGAGCAAGGGUCAGGCAAAUCUAACACAAGCUAUAUAAGCGCCGGUAUAGCAUUCAGAAUGGCCGCCCUCAUGAGACUGCAUCGUGAAGAAGCCUACAGUCCGAUUACCAACAAAUCCCAUGUUGUACAGAGGAUACGAGCAGAAGCGGCAAGGCGCACAUUUUGGAUGCUACAUAGUCAGGAUAACUUGCAUUCCGGGCCAUAUAAACCCGUAUCCCUGGGGCCCAGCGAUAUUACUGCUUUGCUGCCCUGUGACGAAGCGGACUUUGAGGCCGGUAGAAUACCAGAGAAACGGGCUGCUCUCGAGGGCACACCGCCAGCUAUCGCCGAUCCCAGUCUAGUAUCACUCCGGCCACGGCCCCUACUUGCAUCCCUUAUGCAAGUGCACAAUUUCUGGGGUAUAAUAGCACGUCGAAUUCUCCACAAUGAAAAAGAUUGGCGGCCACAAGAUGAGGACAGCGAAUUUGCGAAGCUGAAUCGCCGGCUGAGGGAUUGGGAAAGAGACCUGCCUCCGGAGCAUGCGUUUGGGAGAAUACUACUGGGUGGCUACAGACACUAUGAGGAAGAUCUAGCUUAUCUCAGCCUUACGGGUUGUCUGCGUCUCUGUCACAUCGUCCUGCGCAAGGUAUAUAUGAGCGAGAUGAUUCGUCACGCACAAGGAGACCCGUCCAACCCAGAGGUUAAGUUUUAUCAAAACAUGUCUAAUGACUUGUUCUGCAAUGUCCGGGUCUUGUACGAGCAAGUUGAUGCGCAUUUCGAGGACGGUACACCUAUUGAAAGUUUGGGUUCACAAAUGGCCGCUUUCAUCAUAUAUAGUUGUGGUCUACUGGCCUCUUACCUUGUCAAGUUCCCGCAGUUGGAUGUACAACACGUAGGAAAUGAUCUUCCAGCAGCACAAGCUGAAGGCCGUAUGAUUUAUGCACGGAGUCUUAGCAUACUGAGGGCAUAUUCACACACAUGGCCUCUCGCAACUGCCUGGGCCAAUGGCUUGGAGAAGUGGUUCAAAGAUCAAAACCCUAAGAAGAUCUCAUUUCAAUCUGGUACUAUGACAGAUGGCAUCGAAGAGCCUCAACCAUACGCCCUUGGCGCUAUGCACCCACGCUUGAACGCCCCGGGCAUCCGCGGCACACCCUCAAUCAAAAAGUUUCACACAACACGUUCCACAACGCCGACAGGAGCAGAUCACCGGCAUACGUCAGGCGAUAUGGGGCCUGCAAGUGAACCUCCGCGCCUCGCACCUUUACAGCAAGCACCAAGUGCCUACGGAGAACCCGUGUGUCUGCCGCCUCUCUCACAAACACAAUACGUCACGUCAUCACCACAACCCAACACGCCACAGCCCAUCAUUCCAUCAUCAUAUGCUCCUCCACCUCCGCCUCACGUCGCCCUCGCACAAGCACAUCAUUCUCAACCCCAGCAGCCACCACCGCCGCCGCCACCGCCGCAGCCACAGCAACAUCCGGCGAGCCACCCGCAUACCCAUAUACACCCACAGUCGCAAUCGUCAUCCCAGCCACCACCGCAGCAGACCUACGCAGCGCAGCCAUAUGCGCAGAACACUGGUCUCGACAUGCUUAUUCAAGCAUCAGCAUCUACGCACCCACCAGCCGCACCGCCCAUGGACGCAUAUGCAGCCGCGUACUAUGAUUACAACAACAUAGCGCUCAAUGACGGUUUCGACUCGAAUCUCCAGAUCAUGGUUGACGGCGGUGCACGCUGGACGGCCAUCGACGCGACGACCGCCAUCUAUAGCCCAUACGGGCCCAUUGGAACAGGGCCUUGAACCAAAACCGGCACCUGUCAUGUAUUCACUGUAUUACGAGGAAUCAGCCAGCUUAUAUACCAAACAUGUUUUCCACAUCUUUUCAGCGAAGCGCUCUUGUUUACCAUCUCUGAACACACUGCGAGCACGUUUUCCACACUGCAUGACCCUUUUUUUACCCUAUUGCACUUAUAUAUAAUCGUGUAUAUACACCUACCCUAUGGGAACUCACAAUCCACGAGAUACGAUACAAUCUAACCCCAGAGGAAACUUUUUCAAAUAUUUACCAAGCUAUCAAUGUAACUACGGUGAUUCUCGGUUCGACAUAUCCUAGACUUGGUACUGGGCUUUAUUCAUUUCUAAGCGGGGAAGGGGAGGACAUACCUUAGUCAGUAUACGGUGUUGUGGGUGAGGAUUUGGAUUUGGAUUUGGAUUUGAAGUAAAUGGAAGGAAGGAAGCAGGUUACGAAAAGAGCGUUCGAGCGUACUUCUAUCUAUCUUCAUUUACGUACGUGCGUACUUAUUUACUUGUGUAUGUAUAUAAUGUAUGUGUCUAUGUAUAUACCUACCUAUCUAUCUAUACACGAGUGUGUUAUUCCGUUGUUGCAGAUAUGACUACUUAAAAGAAAGAGAAAAACUCUGCCUUGUUAGAUUAAUGUAAUUGCGGAACACCUAUUACCUAACCUUGAAUAUCCU
Xylaria bambusicola is the source of this 3585-nucleotide messenger RNA. RefSeq lists its product as uncharacterized. Gene Ontology annotation, molecular function: zinc ion binding; DNA binding; DNA-binding transcription factor activity, RNA polymerase II-specific. The record is from RefSeq and is a predicted model, not a curated record. The transcript is spliced from 11 exons. Gene Ontology annotation, cellular component: nucleus. NCBI's taxonomy places the organism in Eukaryota, Fungi, Ascomycota, Sordariomycetes, Xylariales, Xylariaceae. The coding region runs from base 395 to 2911 and encodes 838 amino acids. Gene Ontology annotation, biological process: DNA-templated transcription; regulation of DNA-templated transcription.